This is a messenger RNA of Pseudophryne corroboree (corroboree frog), 2430 nucleotides long. Its product is annotated as ATP-binding cassette sub-family C member 9-like. Gene Ontology annotation, cellular component: membrane. The record is from RefSeq and is a predicted model, not a curated record. Lineage: Eukaryota; Metazoa; Chordata; Amphibia; Anura; Myobatrachidae. Gene Ontology annotation, biological process: potassium ion transport; transmembrane transport. Gene Ontology annotation, molecular function: ATP binding; ATP hydrolysis activity; sulfonylurea receptor activity. The transcript has 17 exons. The coding region runs from base 112 to 2430 and encodes 772 amino acids.
UCACAGCUCCCAGUAAGUGAGGACAGUGGGGAUGGGAGAUCUGUCAGGAAACUGGAUAGGAGGCAGCAACUGAUCUCACAGCCUAAAAAUAAUCCGCUCACAGAUUUCUCCAUGUUACGCAGCCCCCCAGAGACACCACAGCCACCUGGAGCCUGGGCCCCCACAAGCAGUGACGUCAUUCCUCCCACUCUUCCAGGAGAAAUGAGCCUCUCGUUCUGCGGCAACAACACGAAAACCUCGUACAAUGUGAAUAAUGGGGUUCUGAACAAUAUCUGCUUCCUGGACGCCCUGAACCUGGUCCCCCACGUCUUCCUGCUCUUCAUAACCUUCCCAAUCCUAUUUAUAGGAUGGGGAAGUCAGAGCUCCAAGGUCCAAAUUCAUCACAACACCUGGCUGCAUUUCCCCGGACACAACCUGCGAUGGCUGCUGACCUUUGUGCUGCUGUUUGUCCACGUCUGCGAGAUUGCGGAGGGCAUAGUGUCAGACAGGGAAAUGGACUCCCGACAUCUCCACCUGUUCAUGCCGGCUAUUGUGGGAUUCAUCGCAGCGACAACUUCCAUAAUCUAUUACCAUAAUAUUGAGACAUCAAACUUCCCCAAACUUUUAUUAGCUCUCUUCCUCUACUGGGUGUUAGCCUUUGUAGCCAAAACCAUUAAGCUGGUGAAAUACUGUGAAAUUGGCAUCGGUCUGAACCAGCUACGAUUCUGCAUCACCGGGACGAUGGUCGUUCUGUACGGCCUUCUGAUGGCGGUGGAGAUCAACGUCAUUAGAGUCCGGAAAUAUGUCUUUUCCAUAAGCCCCCAGAAAGUAAAGCCCCCCGAGGAUCUCCAAGACCUGGGCGUGAGGUUCCUCCAGCCAUUUGUCAACUUGCUUUCCAAAUCGACCUACUGGUGGAUGAACCAUCUCAUCGUCUCCGCACACAAGAGACCCAUCGACUUGAAAACUAUUGGAAAAUUACCCAUCGCGAUGAGAGCCCUCACUAACUACGUCAGCCUGAAAGACGCGUAUGAGGAGCAGAAGAAAAAGGUGAUCGAUCAGCCGCACAAGACCCCCUCUAUCUGGCUGGCCAUAUACAAAGCAUUUGGGCGACCCAUCCUUCUCAGCAGCACCUUCCGGUAUCUGGCUGACCUGCUGGGGUUUGCUGGUCCUCUCUGUAUCUCCGGGAUAGUGCAGCGACUUGAGGACAUCAACAAAAACACCACCACACAAGAAACAAACGCGACCAAUACCUUCCUGAACGUACACUUCCUGUCUUCAAAUCAAUUUCUGGAAAACUAUUAUGUUUUAGCGGUUCUUUUAUUCUUGGCUCUAAUCCUCCAGAGGACGUUCCUGCAAGCCUCGUACUACGUCACCAUAGAGACUGGGAUUAAUCUCCGCGGAGCAUUGAUGGCUAUGAUCUAUAACAAGAUACUGAAGCUCUCCACCUCCAACAUGUCCAUGGGGGAGAUGACCUUGGGGCAGAUUAACAAUUUGGUGGCCAUUGAGACCAACCAGCUGAUGUGGUUCCUCUUCAUGUGUCCCAAUCUGUGGGCUAUGCCUGUUCAGAUAAUAAUGGGGGUGAUCCUCCUGUACAAGAUGUUGAGCAGCAGCGCUUUAGUGGGGGCCGCCGUCAUUCUGCUGCUCGCCCCUGUGCAAUACUUCAUUGCAACAAAACUUGCAGAGGUACAGAAGAAUACCCUGGAUUAUUCCACGGAGCGGCUUAAGAAAACAAACGAGAUCCUGAAAGGAAUUAAGUUGCUGAAGUUGUACGCCUGGGAGAAUAUCUUCUGCGCCAGCGUGGAGGAGACCAGGAUGAAGGAACUGACCAGCCUGAAGACAUUUGCGCUGCACACGUCCCUCUCCAUAUUUAUGAACGCGGCGAUACCCAUCGCGGCAGUGUUGGCAACAUUUGUGACCCACGAGUACGUAGAGAGCAAAACGCUGACUCCGGCCAGCGCCUUCGCGUCGCUGUCGCUAUUCCACAUCCUGGUGACUCCGCUCUUCCUGCUCUCCACCGUCGUCAGAUUUGCAGUGAAAGCGCUCGUGAGUGUCCAGAAGCUGAACGAGUUCUUCACCAGUGACGAGAUCCGGGAUGACACCAUGAGGAAUGGAGAUUCCCCCCGCCUGUUCGAUGCCUGCAAGAAACAUCCGGGAAUUCAUUCCAGAGCCAUAAACAGGAAACAGCCCCUGAGGUAUCAGCUGGACAAAUACGAUCAGUCCCCUCGGAGACAGAUGCGCUCUGCAGACAGCGAGGAGGCGGCAAUCAAGGUCUGCGGCGGGUACUUUUCCUGGGGAACCGGUUUGGCAACUUUAUCCAACAUCGAUAUCCAAAUACCAACAGGUCAGCUGACCAUGGUGGUGGGACAGGUCGGUUGCGGCAAGUCGUCUCUUCUCCUCGCCAUUCUCGGGGAAAUGCAGGUGCUGGAGGGACGAGUUUGCUGGAACAGGUAA